Molecule: messenger RNA, 1296 nt
Organism: Emericellopsis atlantica
Lineage: Eukaryota; Fungi; Ascomycota; Sordariomycetes; Hypocreales; Bionectriaceae
Exons: 1
Coding region: 1-1296 (431 amino acids)
Source: RefSeq, a predicted model, not a curated record
AUGAGAUAUCUGUUCUCCGUAACAUGCGUCGCACAGGCUCUUGCAGCUCUGCUUCCAACCAUACCACAACGUGGCAAUGGUUCGGCCGUGCCGUUCCAUUCGACACAUGCCUCGUAUCCUCGACUCCAUGACGCGCGUUACGUGAACAGCACCACUACCAAUGCCGCACUCACAUUGUCAGCCGAUCCGUCGACUGGCGUAACGGAUGAUGUCGCCCCGUCACGCUCUUCAGUGUCCACUGACCGAGCCCAAGCUACUGUUUUCCCAGAAUCGCACCGCUCUACCCAGACCACUUGGACGACGGCUUGGGAAUCCACGGAGACCAGUGUAGUGAGACAGUCCACUACCUCGCAAGCUGAUAAGUCCGUCGCGUCUCCUAGCCGGGAAAAAACCAGCAUAUCUCGCAUGACAAUGACAAACCAGCAUCUCCCUCCAUCCGAAGCAUAUGCAACAAGCCACAUUGGUAAAACCGACCGUCCUUUAGAGGCUCAGGACAUAGGUCUAUCCCACGAUACUGGAGUCAUUAUGCCCUCCUCUAUCCUGCCGCCCGAGUCUGAUCUGGUUACUGUGCCGCACGUAGAAUCAAAUAUGUCCCCCACGGCGCCAGCAGACAAAGCGACGAUGGCGAGCGUGAUGGGAGGGACUACCGUGACUCCUGCUGAAGAUAAGGUCACGGGAGUGUCCCUGACGUUGUCAGCACAACCCACGUUAUCGCCACUGCAGCGCCCUCUAGUCGAGGCGGCCGCCAGCACCAAGCAGAGCGUGGAGAGCGUCAUGGACUCUGCACAUAGUGUGCCAGAAGGGUUUACGGUCCACCAGCCAAUGGAAGAAAAAACCCCAACGUUUCCCUUGACAGUGCCGGCGCCUGAGGUGUCCGAUGUCACGGCUGUCAUAGUCCCAGAUACGAGCAGUGUGUUUGUCGCAACAGUCAGUACAUCAUCGCUCGUGGCCACCGAUGAAGUAGCGUCGAAUACCGCUACGCAGAAGAGCUCUGACGCGCCGAAUGUUACCAUAGGCCACGGAGUGAGCAAGUUCGGAAGUAAUGGGCUUCCAACCACCAGUCGCGAGCCAAACGAGAAUACACUGGAGAGCGGUGGCAAUAAUCCAACCCCCAGGCAGCAGGCAUUCACAGCAGGGAUCGUUGGCGGGGCGGCCAUUCUGGCAAUUACAUGUGGUGCCGUGGUUUUCCUGGUCUUUCAUCGACGUAGGCGCCGUGUCCACCCAUACAAGCAGUUUGGACCGGCCAAAAGUGACAACUCCCUCGACUUUCAAUGCGUAGGCUUAAAGCAGCCGUGA